AUGAGUCCUCCGCCUGUCUACGGUCCCGCGAGCGCGACGCUCCCGAGCAGCUCCGGCUUGGAUGCGAACCCCCUCGCCCACUCGCCCGUAGUGGCCGCCCAAUACUCGGAUAACGAUGACAGCACCAUCCAGACGGUCGACGAGCUGGUACGCCGACGGGCCCGGGCCUAUCCGGACCGCGUCAUUGUCUCGUACCCCUCAUCGGGCAUCAAUUAUGUCGACUACACGAUGAGGCAGCUCGACGUCUUCGCAUACCGCGUCGCCAAGGUGUAUGAGCAGCGCAUCCCGAGCAGACUCACGUCCGAUGAGAAGCCGACGACUGUGGCCGUCAUUGGCCCCUCCAACUUUGACUACCUCAUCACCAUGCUCGCCUUGACCAAGCUCGGCCACACAACGCUGUUCCUGUCGACGAGAAUUUCACAAGAGGCGAUCGAGUCUCUCAUCACCGUCACUGGCGCGCAGUACCUCCUGGCCGACAAGAGGUAUCUUGAGACGGCCGAGGCGGCCAAGCUGACGUUGCCGCAUCUGGAUGUCUUUGAGAUCGCCGGCCAGUCGACGUUCGAUUUCCCCAUCGAGGUGCACGCCGACACUCGUCUGGACUACGGGCGUGCUCUCUCGGUCGAGACCAACAACCUGGUCUACAUCAUCCACUCCAGCGGCUCAACCGGUCUGCCGAAGCCCAUAUACCAGACCCAAAAGUCGGCCAUUCACAACUACUCGAGCAGUAUGAAGAUGAAAGCCUUCAUCACCCUGCCUCUGUACCACAACCACGGCAUCUGUAACUUGUACCGGGCCGUCUACUCCGGGAAGCCCAUCCACCUGUACAACGCUGACCUCCCUUUGACGCAGGAGCACCUCAGCAGCAUCAUGCGGAAGCACAACUUUGAGAUAUUCUACGGUGUGCCCUAUGCGCUGAAGCUCCUUGCCGAGACGGAGGAGGGAAUGGACCUGCUGCGCCAGCUCAAGAUCGUCAUGUACGGCGGCUCGGCCUGCCCCGAUGGCCUCGGCGACGCGCUCGUUAAUAACGGCGUCAACCUAGUCGGCCACUACGGAGCAACCGAAGUCGGUCAGCUCAUGACGUCCUUCCGCCCGCCCGACGACAAGGCGUGGAAUUACGUCCGCGAGCACGACAAGCUCGCGCCGUACCUGAAAUGGAUACCGCGCGGCCCGAUCCUGUUCGAGUGCUGCGUUCUGCCCGGCUGGCCCGCCAAGGUCGCCACGAACCAGGACGACGGGUCCUACUGCACAAAGGACCUCUUCGAGCCGCACCCGACGAUCCCCAAGGCGUGGAAGUACAUCGCUCGGCUCGACGACACCAUCGCCCUCGUCAACGGCGAGAAGUUCAACCCCGUGCACAUGGAGGGCAUGAUCCGCUCCAGCAAGAACGUCACUGAGUGCGUCAUCUUCGGCGUCGGCAGGCCGUCCCUCGGCGCCCUCAUCGUCCCAGCCGCGGCACUCGCCGGCAAGACGGAAGACGAGAUCCUCGAGGCCAUCUGGCCUGUCGUUGAGAGCGCGGGCCGGUCCGUCGAGGCGUACGCCCACAUCUCCAAGAACAUGAUCAAGCUGCUCCCGCACGACUGCGCCUACCCGAGGACAGACAAGGGCAGCGUCAUCCGCCAGGCCUUCUACAAGACGUACGCCAAGGACAUCGACGAGGUCUACGACAACGCCGACGCCAGCAGCGGCGACCUGCAGAAGCUGGGACUCCCCGAGCUGAGGAACUUUAUCCGCGAGGGACUCGUCCAGACGCUCUCCAAGAAGGUCCAGCUUGACGACGACACCGACUUCUUCUCCCUUGGCCUUGACUCCCUCCAGGCGAUUCAGAUGCGCUCCGACAUUCUGAAGACCGUCGACAUUGGCGACAACAAGCUCGGUCAGACCGUAGUCUUUGACCACCCGUCUGUCAACAAGUUGAGCGCAUACCUGUACGGUCUCGGCACUGGCGAGGGUGUUGAGGCCGAAGUCUCCAUCGAGAGCGAAAUGCGGGAGCUGAUUGAGAAAUACGGCGACUUUUCUCCCAUAGAAUCAGCACCCAGGUCUUCCAUUGUCGUCACCGGCGCAACCGGCUCGCUCGGUGCUCACAUCGUCACCAAGCUCGCCGCCGACCCUACCAUCAAGACCAUCUACUGCUUCACUCGCGCCAGCUCCGACGCCGAAGCAGCCCGCCGCGUGAAGAGCUCGCUCAUCCAGCGCCGCCUGUACCACGCCCUGACGGCCUCCUCCCGCAGGAAGCUCGUCGCGCUGGCCACCGACUUGGCCGAUCCCAAGCUCGGCCUUGCCGAGGAGGCCUACGCCCGGGUCAAGCGGGACCUCCGCCUCGUCAUCCACGCCGCCUGGCCGGUCAACUUCAACAUGCGCCUGUCUAGUUUCGAAAAGAGCAGCAUUGCGGGCGUCAACCACCUCAUCGCCCUCUGCAAGCAAGCCGGCGACGCCGCGACGGUCGGCUCGUCGCCCGUGUCGUUCAACUUCUGCUCGUCUGUCAGCACCGUCGUCCGCGCCACGACGACGCCCGUCCCCGAGGCCGCCCCCGAGCUCGAGUGGGCGCAGGGCAUGGGCUACGCGCAGUCCAAGGUCGUCGCGGAGCACCUCUGCGCGCGCGCCGCCAAGGCCGGCAUCAGGGCCCGCGUCCUGCGCAUCGGCCAGGUCGUCGCCGACACCCGGCACGGCGUCUGGAACGCGACGGAGGCCAUCCCCCUGAUGCUCCAGUCGGCCAUCACCAUCGGCGCCCUGCCCAGGCUCCGGGAGACCCCCUUGUGGCUGCCGGUCGACACCGUCGCCCAGGGCGUCGUGGACAUCUCCCUCUCCGACGCCGGCGGUGUCUUCGCCAACGUGACCAACGCCAGGACGUUCAGCUGGACCGACGACCUCCUCCCCGCCCUCAGGGCCGCCGGCCUGGAGUUCGACGAGGUCGAGCCCAGAGAAUGGAUCCGCCGCCUCCGCGCCUCGAACCCGGACCCGGUCGCCAACCCGCCCAUCAAGCUCGUCGACUUCUUCGCGUCAAAGUAUGACAAGGACGAGUUCUCGCCGUCAAAGACGUACGCGACGGACAACGCGCGCUCGCUCUCGCCCGCGCUUGCACAGGCUCCCGUGCUGGACCAGCAGCUGGUCGACAACUUUGUCGGGUACUUCAAGGCCAACCGCUGGGUCGAAAAAGGCCAAGGCGCCGCCAAGACGGUCGUUGUGGUCACCGGCCCCUGCGGCAGCGGGAAGUCGACGCUCGCCGCCUCGCUGGCCUCUUGGCUCGGGGCCCCCUUUGUCGAGGGCGACUCGCUGCACUCGAAGGACGCUGUCGAGAAGAUGGGUAGCAACGUCGCCUUGACGGAUGAUGACCGCUCGGCGUGGCUGAGCCGCGUCGGCCGGAGAGCGGUCGAGGCCGUCGAGGAACUCGGCUACGAUUCCGUCGUCGUCAGCUGCUCGGCUCUGCGGAAGUCGUACCGCGACGCGCUGAGGGGUGCGGUCGAGAAGCGGGACGGCGUGAGGAUCGUGUUCCUCGAUCUCCAGUGCGGUCCGGACACGUUGGUCGAGCGGAUCAGCGGGAGGAACUACCACUACAUGCUGGCGAACAUGGUCGAGGGGCAGGUUGAGGUGUACGAGGGCGCUAGUGUCAGCGAGUUGGACGUUCUCCCCGUCGAAGCGGAGGGCAGGCCGGACGAGGUCUUCGAGGAGGCCAAGUGGCUGUUAGGUCAGAUCGGAGUCAAUUAA
Molecule: messenger RNA, 3702 nt
Organism: Colletotrichum graminicola M1.001
Lineage: Eukaryota; Fungi; Ascomycota; Sordariomycetes; Glomerellales; Glomerellaceae
Product: male sterility protein
Exons: 4
Coding region: 1-3702 (1233 amino acids)
Biological process (GO): carbohydrate metabolic process
Molecular function (GO): kinase activity; phosphopantetheine binding
Source: RefSeq, a predicted model, not a curated record